Messenger RNA from Acanthopagrus latus (yellowfin seabream), 8326 nucleotides. RefSeq names its product titin. The record is from RefSeq and is a predicted model, not a curated record. NCBI's taxonomy places the organism in Eukaryota, Metazoa, Chordata, Actinopteri, Spariformes, Sparidae. The transcript has 47 exons. The coding region runs from base 436 to 5913 and encodes 1825 amino acids.
UGAGGCACCAAUAACACUGAGGUGGAAUAUUCUGUCCGGUCCCCCUCACCCUACCCAGCUCUGCGCUUAGCCCGGCUCUUUCCUUCCCCUGCGUUGGCUUCGCUUUGGCCCCACCGUCCCUAGAUCCCCCUCUGCAAUGCUGCCGACACUGGCAGCUCCAAAUUCCCCAGCGCCUGUGAAACUUUGUUCGAUUUUUCCAUUUUCUUAAUUUUUUUAUUUUGUAUUUUUUUAAGCCUUGGAGGAGUUCAACCUGUGGAUUACACGAUGAACGGAGCAAGACUGAGGAAAUGGAAUAAUUGAAUAACCAGGAUUUUUAACUCACAAAUUUUGCUGAUUGGGUUCAUAACAAAGGCUGUGAUUUUUCUAUUCACUUCUGCAUGAGGAGGCUUUGCCCCCAACUCAAAGGAUAAUACCUGAAAUUGUCUUCAUACCACUAUGGCUGAAGCCACUCGGUCCAAUGGAGUGGCGGCACCACAGGCGAGCUCCCUCAGGUCCAAAGGCCUGGGGCUCCUCGGGAAGCUGAAGAUGUCGGCGGAGCUGCUGAUAGCUCUGGUUGCCCUCCUGUCCUGGGUGACGGUGGGAGUGGUGAUGUUUGACUUUGUGGAGUACAAAGCAGUCCCUGACAUUCAGCAAAUCGUCACAGACCCUGUUGGAGCAGUAAACGAUGCCUAUGAUGAAGUUUCCAGUCUGCUCAACAAGUUUCAAGAAUGUGCACCUGAUCUAAGUGACCCCAUGUCUGUUGCCACUUACGCCGCUGAGGAAAUAUCACAUGCAAAAGAUGGAGUUGUUCGCUAUUUUUCUGAUGAGGAAGGGAACUUCUACCUCGACUAUGUUGACCCCGUGGUCGUCGGUAGACAGGCUUUCCACUCAACGAAUGACUUCAUGUGUGGAGUCGUGGGCUCUUUCAGGGACACAUUGUGUGCUAUAGUGGAUACUGUAUUGGAUACUAUAUUAGAUAUCAAUAAAGGAAAAACUGACAUUAGCUACAUAGACCCUGUGCACGUAGGCAGAGGCGUCUUCGGUGUUAUUAAUGACUUCAUGUGUGGAGUGGUGGGCUACAUCCAGGGUGUGCUCUGUGCCAUUCUGGACACUAUCCUGAAUGUAGUGAAAGGAACCACUGACAUCAGCUUCAUGGACCCUGUGGUGGCUGGCAGAGGGGCCUUCAGUGUGACUAAUGACACUGUGAGUGGAAUCGUGGGCUACAUCCAGGACGUGCUGUGUGCCAUCUUAGACAAAAUACUGGACAUAACAAAAGGGACCACUGACGUUAGCUUCAUUGACCCUGUGGUUAUUGGCAGAAAUGUCUUCAGUGUUACUAACGACUUUGUGAGUGGAAUAGCCGGAUACAUCCAAGAUGUUCUCUGUGCAGUCAUGGAUGUUAUACUGGACGCGGUACAAGGUAUCCAGAAUGCUUUGGGAUUCAGCCCCAUGUCAGCCCUACAGAGGACAGCAGAAAUCACCAAAGAACAGAUCAACAUGCUUGUUGGCUACGUCUCCUCAAUGCUGAUCGGCGAACAAGGGAUCAUGCCUGAAGUGUCCAUUGACCCCAUGAAAGUUGUUCAAGAUGCUGUUCUGGAAAUGUCAGACAAGAAGGAUUUGUUUAUAGCUUACAUGGCAAGCAUGUUUGUUGGUGAUCAAGGUGAACCUGUUGCCACACCGGUUGUAAACAUAGUGACUGAAAAAGAUGAAACCGUUGCUCCUGUGCCUGAUAUAAAAUUGGUACAGAGGAAAGGUGAAUUCCUGCCACCUCUCGAAAAAGUUACAGAGAUCAUGCAGGCUGCCAAAGAAGAAGCUGCUGCUGCUGCUGCUGAGUUAAGUGAAGCCCCAGACUCAAAGAUGGAGGAGGAAGCUGAAGUUCCCUCUGAAGCAGAUGAGACAGAGGCAGAGGAAGAUGAUGUGAAACGUGUCGACGUUGAAGAAACUGAACAUGAGCGAGCGCCGGAAGAUGAGGAGAUCCUCCGUGAUCAUGACGAGGAGGAAGAGGAGGAGGAGAAAGAAUAUGACAGAGGCAUUGUAGAGGGGGACACUGAGAAGGAAGAGGAAGAGGUGAUUAAAGCCGAGGGGGAUGCAGCAAACAUCGAGGAAGAGGAGGAGGAGGAGGAGGAGGAGGAGGAGAAAGAAUAUGACAGAGGCAUUGUUACCGAAGAGGAGGAUGAAUUAAAAACAGCAGAUGAUGAAGACAAACAAGAAGUGGGAGAUAUUAAAAAUGAAGAUGUCGAGAUAGAAGCAGAAGAGAAGGAGGAGGAGGAGACAAAAACAGAAGCAGAGGUGAUAGAAGAUGAGGAAGAAGAGGAGGAGGAGGAGGAGACCAAAGCUGAAGAACUUUUUGUACAAGGAGAGGAGGAAACCAAAACAGUGGAAGAGGCCCUAGAAGACGAUGAGGAGGAGGAGGAGGAGACCAAAGCUGAACAAGUUUUGGAGGAGGAGGAGGAGGAUGAGACCAAAGCAGAUGAAGUUUUGGUACACAUAGAGGAGGAUUUGGAGACAAAAACAGGAGAAAAUGUGGUAGAAGAUGAGGAGGAGGAAGAGCCGGAGAUGGAGGCCAAAACUGAAGAAGUUUUGGUAGACAUCGAGGAGGAGGAGGAGAGCAUAGAAGAAGUUGAGGAGACCAAAAUGGAAGAUGAGAAGGAGGAAGAAGAGGGGACAAAUACUGAAGAUGCUAUAGAAGAGGAGGAGAAGGAGGAAGAGGACACAAAAACAGAUGAAGAGGCUGAUGAGGAGGAGACUGAGGAUAAAUAUCUUCAUGAAGGAAAAGACAAAGAAAACACUGAAAUAAGCGACACUGGUGUCAAAGAAGAGUUCAUAAAAACUGACCAGGAUGAUCUAGCGCUAGACCUUCAUGAUGGUGAGUCUUUUGAUAAGGAGGAGGAGGAAGAGCAGGAAGAAAUGGAGAUUCAUGUGGGGGUGGAUGAUGAAGAGGAAGAAAAAGAGCCAUCUCCCCAACAACUCGACCUCAAAAUCCUGUCAGCUGAGAAACCCGACAAUGCUAGUGCAGCACCUGAAUCCAAUGAUGAGGAAGAAGAGACAGCUGCUCUCGACAAAGACGAAUACUCCGACAUCAUCGACGACCAUGAUGAAAACAACAACAACAGCGAAAGCGGGAAACCUGAACUCAAACGAAAGAGGAAGGUUCAUAUUCCCUAUGAGAGGCUCAGAAGACUUGGAUCAAGAGCUGAUCACAAGCCUGAGAAAGUUCUCAAAGAGGCAAAGGAAAGGCACGCAAUAAAAGAAGUUAAAGAUGCCAUUAUUAAAGACCUCAAAGCUGCAGAAACUGAAAAAAAGGAGACAAAAGAAGCCAAACACGAGGAGACCACAGAGAUACAAUUAGAAGAAGAAAAGCCAAAGGAGGAGGCCAAACCUGUGGAGAAGAAAUUCAAGAAACCACCCAAAGAAGAGAAAGAAGUAAAGAAACCUCUCAAAGAAGAGAAAGAGGUCAAGAAACCCAUCAAAGAAGAGAAAGAAAUCAAGAAACCCCUAAAAGAAGAGAAAGAAGUCAAGAAACCUCUCAAAGAGGAAAAAGAAGUCAAGAAACCCAUCAAAGAAGAGAUAGAAGUAAAGAAACCUCUCAAAGAAGAGAAAGAGACACCACCCAAAGAAGAGAAAGAAGUCAAGAAACCCACCAAAGAAGAGAAAGAAAUCAAGAAACCCAUCAAAGAAGAGAAAUACUUAAAGGCACCAUCCAAAGAAGUGAAAGACAUCAAGACACCACCCAAAGAAGAGAAAGAAGUCAAGAAACCCACCAAAGAAGAGAAAGAAAUCAAGAAACCCAUCAAAGAAGAGAAAGACUUAAAGGCACCAUCCAAAGAAGUGAAAGACAUCAAGACACCACCCAAAGAAGAGAAAGAAGUCAAGAAACCUCUAAAAGAAGUGAAAGAAGUCAAGAAACCUCUAAAAGAAAUGACAGAGGUAAAGACACCACCCAAAGAAGAGAAAGAAAUCAAGAAACCCAUCAAAGAGAAAGACAUCAAGAAACCAUUGAAAGAAGAGAAAGAUGUUAAGAAACCUCUCACAGAAGAGAAAGAGACACCACCCAAAGAAGAGAAAGAAAUCAAGAAACCUCUCAAAGUAGAGAAAGAAAUCAAGAAACCCAUCAAAGAAGAGAAAGAUGUCAAGAAACCUCUCAAAGAAGAGAAAGAGGUAAAGAUACCACCCAAAGAAGUGAAAGAAAUCAAGAAACCUCUCAAAGAAGAGAAAGAGGCAAAGACACCACCCAAAGAAGUGAAAGAAAUCAAGAAACCUCUCAAAGAAGAGAAAGAGAAAGAUGUCAAGAAACCCAUCAAAGAAGAGAAAGAGGUAAAGACACCACCCAAAGAAGAAAAAGAAGUCAAGAAACCUAUCAAAGAAGAGAAAGAAGUCAAGAAACCUCUCAAAGAUGAGAAAAAGGUAAAGACACAACCCAAAGAAGAGAAAAAAGUCAAGAAACUAUCUAAAGAAGAUAAAGAAGUCAAGAAACCCCUCAAAGAAGAGAAGGAACCAAAGACAGAGCCAACAAAGCCUUCUAAAGAAGAGAAAGAAAUUAAGAAGGCUGCUACAGACAAAGAACCUGUCAAGAGGAAAGAGGAUAAGACAGCUGAUGAACCCAAAAAGGCUGUGAAGGCUGUCAAAAAGCAGAUACCCGUAAUUCCUGUUCUGAAAAAGGAACUUGUCAAUGUUACAAAAACAGAGGUUCCUGAGGUCCCUAAGGCAAAAGCCAAAGCAGAACCUAAAAAGAAAGCUGAUGAACCCAAGAUGACCAUGAAGGUGGUCAAAGCUGUAAGAAAGCAGAUAGCUCCUGUCCUGAAAAAGGAACAUCUUAAUGUUACAAAGACAGAAGUUCCUGAAGCUCCUAAGCUGAAAGCCAAAGCAGAACCUGCAAAGAAAGUGGCAGCUCCCAAGGAGCCCAAGAAGGAACUCAAACCUGAACCUGUAAAAUCAGCUAUGAAGGAAAAGGCCAAAGCAGCUCCUGCUAAGAAAGAAGCUGUUAGAGCUGAUAAAGAAAAGGCCAAACCAGUCACCUUGAAAAAAGAAAAAGAGGAGACUCCCAGAAACGCCACUCUGGUAAAAGAGAGAGUCAAAAUAGUGCCAAUGAAAAAAGUGGUCAAGGCGCCAAAAGAGAAAGUCAAAGCAGUUCUAGCACAGAGAGAACUCGCUCCACUCAAGAAAAAAGCUGCCCCUGUCGUUAAAGUGGCAGAGGCACCACACAAAAAUGUCUCGCUGACAAAGGAGAAGGUGAAGGUUGUGCCACUGAAGAAAGUGCCUGUAACUCCAAAAGAGAAAGUCAAACCAGCACCAGCUGAAAAAGCUGAGGUUCUCAAGGAGAAGAAGGCCGAGCCAGUGACUCCCACAAAAGCACCUGUUAUCAAAGCAAAAACCGCUGAGAAGAAGAAAGAAGCUGUUGUGAAAGCAAAGGCUAAAAUCUCACAGAAAGAAGCUGAGGCCAAGCCAAUUCUUGCCAAAAAGGCACCAGAGGUCGCAAAGGAGAAGCCUAAGCCAGCUCAUGAAAAGAAAGCUCUGACUGGGACGAAGAAGGAAAAGAUCAGCUCUCUCCUAAAGAAGAAAGAGCUGGAGACUCCAAAAGAAAAGGACAAACCUGCUGCAGCGAAGAAAGCCAUCCUCAGGGAAAAGCCCAAACCAGUCCGUCUGAAGAAAGAAGACAGAGUUCCUAAAGAAAAACAAGAGCCUGUGAAGAAAGAAAAACCAGUGGAGAAGAAGGCAGCCAAAGAGGAGAAGGCAAAAGUGGACAGAGUUCUUAAAGAGAUACAGGAGCCUGCAAAGAAAGACAAGAAGAAAGUUGCCAAAGAGGAAAAAGUAAAAGAGCCUUCCGUGUCAGACAGCUUUCAGAUGGAGGAUGAGCUGCCCUACUUCCAGUGUUUCUUUGUGGACGAGGAGGAGGCCCAGUUCCCGUUCUACGCCUUCUCCCCGCUGGAGAUUUGAAGCUUCAGUCUGAAUCCAGCCUGAGGUUUACAAUUUAGCCAACCCACUGAUAACGACGAGGUCAAGUCACCGAGCGCGCCCUGCACCUCUGUUCACUGUUAGCCUUCAGGAGAGAAAACCUGGGCAAAGCAGAGGAUGAUGGGUGAUUUGAUGUGACGGACCGACUUUAUUUUUUUGUUUCCAGAUCUGGUCGAGCUCUCGUACCAAAUACAUGCAGCCAGUGUCAUUCCUUUCCAUUUUUUUUAUGUAUUUAUUUUUUUGUGUGUUGAAUUUUUCCUAUUGAAAUGUGGAUAGAAAGCGAUUAUUCAAACGGAACAACAGAGAACAUUACCUUUGUGGAGCAUUUAUUUAAGUCCUCACAGCUGCACAUAAACAGGAUGGUGCAUUUUUUUUUUUUUUAAAUAAGAAACAUAUUGUAAAGUACUUUCAAAUGUGCAGUAAACAGGGUACAAAAAUGACCACAAUUCAUGACAGACGGGUGUCCAAUUCCUCCAAAGUCACAUCAACUUGAAAACUUGUUUCUAUAGUAAUCGUACAUACAUUUUUAUCUUCGGUGAUUUGUGUACUUUUUUCUUGGUUUUUUAGGGCUCAACUUAUCCUACUUUUAAAGCCCUUACAUCAACAAUUAGGCAUUUAUAGUCUGUGCAUAAGUCUUGAUACAUUUUCAAGGAAACUUUUAACUUUUCACACAUAUUCCACUAUUUUAUCCCCUAAUGGGUACAAACAAGGAAUCAAAGCAUUAAUGAAAGCAAGGAAAGUUUUUUUUUGUCUACUUACAUGUCAAAAGGAAUGACAAUGCACUGUAUAUGAGAGCUCCCAACACUACCUGAAACGCUACCUUUAAAGUCUUAUUAGACUGUACCAUGUAGAUGCCACGUGUGCCAGCUCCUCGUUUCAGACACUGGUGCUAAAAACAAGCUUUGCAUCGUCCGCACUGUCAGAAUGAGGCCCCGAGUUUGUAUUACUGGACGACGAGUUUGUCCGAGUCAAUGAGGUGGCGAGUAAAAGUCUUUUCUUGCACAGUUAUUGAAAAUUGUUUUACAAGCUGCAGCAUUAAAAGUACAGUAGGGCACAUGUGAUUAAUUUUUUGUCAGUCAGAAGGGAUGACUGCUGUGACUAACGGCAAUUCCUUGAUAGACCAAAAAUGCGGUCACUAACGUUUGGUUAGUGGCUGUUUGUCUGUAGAAACACAAUUUAUUUUUUACAACCUUUUCAGCGGGUUCUUAUCAACCGGAAAGGGUCAGAAAAUGUUUCAAAGUCUUUGAUUGUGUCAUCAGUUGUAAUGUUUUUAACAUAUAUAACACAAGCAUAUAAUUGUAUUACAUCCGAUUACUGUGCUGAAACAAAGGUGACAGGUUUCAUAUGACAGUUUACGGAAGUCCUGUGCUUGUGAUGUACACUUUGGACGACUUCAGAUUGAUUGUGAAUACUGAAACUGCUCAUAAUAUCCUAGUCAGGUAUUUGAAAUCUCUGAAGAACAAAGAGAGCUGGAAGAAUCAGCUCCUUCACAGGUUUAUUUUGUCAACCUGAACGCUGUGGUUAACGUGGUGAUGUUGGAGAUGGAACUGUGUGUCUGCACAUCGUGUGAUCGCCCUCUGGGUUGUUGCAGAGGGCGCCACAUGCUCGAGCAGAUGAUCUCAGAUGUACACUGGUGCAUUAUUUCUCAGCUUGCACCAGCUGCUGUUUACAUGUAGUUCUUUACGUUUUGCUCCAUAUGCUGCAUAGAAGGCAGUUAUUAUUACAGCUUGUGACAGUAAUCCCAAAUUAAAUCCACUUAUCAUUUAAAUAAAAGAAUCAGAGUAUUCAUGAGUACAUAUAUGGUGCAUACAAUCUGCUUUGGGGUGAUGUUCCACCAUCACUUAUCCCAAAGCAACAAUGUGAAAGAAGAGAUGAAAAGAGACUGAAAGAAGAGAUGUUGCCGCAAAUAUUUAAUUCAUGGCAACAAAAGAUACAUAUUUGUUUCAAUGAGUUUACUGAACUAUAUUUAAGCCUCACUUUAACCUGGUAAACAUGUGCAAUACAUACAUUUUUAAAUAUUUGGGUGAUCCAUACAUCGUAUGUUUGUCAGAUAGCCGUUGAAUGAAAUGUGCAUGAUGCGUGUUUUUGUUUUAUGCUCUCAAGUGUUUCUGUGAUAUUUACCCCAACGUUCAAAAUGGCAGCACUAAAUACUUGAACUUUUUUGACACCAAUCCGUCAGUCAGUUGUGUUGCUAACAUGAGAUGUAAUUCAUGGUUACAACAAUUUCAUUGUAAAUAGUUAAAUAAAUUGAGAAAAAGGAAUGUUUAAUCCAGUCCCUGCCACUGACACUGCUCUUUACCUGCAGGUAGAUUCACAUCAUGUAUCAUUUAUUAGCUACAUCUUCCUUAUGCUUGUGAAUAGUAGCAAAUCUGAAAUUAAAACAGAGCAAUGCGAA